This is a messenger RNA of Brassicogethes aeneus, 1359 nucleotides long. The record is from the annotation of a GenBank genome assembly. NCBI's taxonomy places the organism in Eukaryota, Metazoa, Arthropoda, Insecta, Coleoptera, Nitidulidae.
GCGCAUUUAUAGACUUUAUAAUCUGUGUUCUUAUGUGCGCAGUAUUUUGUGUCGCCGUUGUUUAUCAACUAAUUUAUUGAUUAUAAUUUUAGAAGAAAAGUAAUUUUUGUCGAGAUGACAAUUAUAACAAAACCUGUUUCAGAAAAAAAGGGCGACAAGCUUGUCGUACCUUUGGUGAGAUAUGCUGUCUCUCCAUCACAAACUAAUUUGGAUGAAGUUGAGACUGGAAGCACAUUGAGCCUUCAACGCAGGGCUCACAGGGUUUCCAAUUUAACCACUUGCUGUCUUUUGCUAACAGCCUUAAGUGUUGUUGGACUUGGAAUAAUUGGGGGCUCAUUUUUAUAUGACCAGUACAUUAAAGUACAAAGGCCUUCAAGAUUUACUGGAUAUGCUCAAAUACCAUAUAAUAAGGAUGAUAUGUUAAAUGAUGAUCCAUCUUAUAAUAUGGAAACAACUGAUCAAUGGCUUGCCGCUGAAUUUAAAAGCCCAUACUUCCAAGAAGAAUUUGAAAUCGAUGAUGAUUAUGAAAAAAUUGAUGUACCUGACUUUAAAAACGGUCGUAAUGGUAGAUUUAUUCACGACUUUAAUACCAACACCACUGGUAUUAUCGAUAUAACUGGCAAUCGUUGCUUUGUUAUGCCUUUGAACAGAGAAAAUGUUCUUCCACCAAAAUCUCUUUUUGAUCUUAUUCACAAAAUGUGGGAUGGUUAUUACAAUGUUGAUACCAAAGUUGUAAGACAAACAAUGCGAGUUGUUACACCAGCAAUCACUGAUCCAAAAACUAUUGGAUCAUAUAUUGGUAGAGAAUGUGAUGGAAAACCCAUUUACAAAUUGGAAACAUACAUUGGAGGAGUUGUCAAAAGGUCUGCAGAUCUACAUGAUGAAGCAAAGUUUGCUCAGUUUGCUGGUAAAGGAAUAACAGAAGUUGAUAUAAUUAAUUUAGAAGAUAUAACUGAAUAUGAAAGACAUUAAUUACCGUCAUUGUUUUAAGAAAUACUUACUUAUUAUUUAAAUAAAUACAAAAAUAUUCCUUUUCUUAUAUAAUAUACAUAUAAAUACUUGUACUAUGGGGUUACUAUGAUAAUACAUUUUAAUAGUCGGCAAAACAAAAUGUAUUCUUUAAAAAUAAAUUAGGCAUUGACAGCAGUUAGUAGUGAUACAACACAAAAGAGUAAAAUACAUAUUCAAUUUAAGUGUUAUUAUUAUUUUUUUAUAUAUGAAACGAAAUUUAUUGUCAAUUAAUACCCAUUUAUAGGUUUUUAUGUUAAAGCAAUAAUGUUAAGUGACAUAUCAGGAUGGCUAUUUAUAUUAUGUUUGCUGUUAUUUAUAUUUAAUUGCUCAAUAAAUUUCUUAAAAUUC